Molecule: messenger RNA, 1346 nt
Organism: Dichomitus squalens LYAD-421 SS1
Lineage: Eukaryota; Fungi; Basidiomycota; Agaricomycetes; Polyporales; Polyporaceae
Product: histidinol-phosphate aminotransferase
Exons: 3
Coding region: 6-1253 (415 amino acids)
Biological process (GO): L-histidine biosynthetic process
Molecular function (GO): pyridoxal phosphate binding; L-histidinol-phosphate:2-oxoglutarate transaminase activity
Source: RefSeq, a predicted model, not a curated record
CAAACAUGCCCAUCCUCGGCCUCGCCCCCGACCGCUACCCGACCAAGCCCGCGCACUUCGACAUCGAGCGGGUCAUCCGCCCCAACAUCCUCUCGCUGCACCCCUACCGCUGCGCGCGCGACGACUACUCCGAGGGCAUCCUCCUCGACGCGAACGAGAACGCGCUCGGGCACUCCAUCCCCCCCUCCGCCGCCUCCGCGCUCGAGCCGGAGGUCCAGCCCGCGCUCGCGCUCGACCUCCACCGGUACCCGUCCCCGACGCACGACCCCAUCAAGGCGCGCCUCGCGGAGCUGCGCGGGCUCCCAGGGACGGAGUGGGUGUUCUUGGGCGUGGGGUCGGACGAGGUCAUCGAUCUGCUCAUCCGGGUGUGCGUCGCGCCCGGGACGGAGAAGGUGCUGAUCACGCCGCCAACGUACGGGAUGUACGCGGUGUGCGCGCAGGUAAACGACGUGGGCGUGGUGAAGGUGCCUUUGGUGCUUGGGGGGGAGGAGGGAGAGGGCGGGGAGAGGGGGCGGUUCGCGGUGGACGUCGAAGAGGUGAAGAAGGCGAUCUCUGCCGACCCUUCUAUCAAGCUCGUCUUCCUGUGCUCGCCAGGGAAUCCCACUGGUACCCUGAUUUCACUUUCAUCGAUACGCUCUAUCCUUGAAUACGAGGACUUCAAUGGCAUCGUGAUUGUUGAUGAGGCGUAUAUCGACUUCGCGGAUGAGAAGGCGAGCGCGGUCACGUUACUCCAGGAGUAUGGCAACCUCUGCGUAACGCAGACUUUGAGCAAAAGCUUCGGCCUUGCUGCUAUCCGGCUGGGCAUCGCGUUCGCCCACCCCGCGUUGGUGCAGAUCCUCAUGAACACCAAGGCGCCGUACAAUGUCUCCACUCCCACUGCGUCAUUAGCGCUUUCUGCGCUCUCGCCAGAUGCUAUUGAACUUAUGAAGAGCAAGGUGUCGACGCUCGUCAAGUCGCGCGGUGAGCUUCUCCGAGGUCUGGAGCAGCUCCGGCCUCUGGGACUUGGUGCGGCCAUCGGUGGGAACGACGCAAACUUCGUGAUGGUUCCUAUCUUGGAGAAGAACGGAAGCGGGAGGCCGGACAACGUUCGCGCGCAAAAGAUCUAUAAGACACUCGCCGAGCAUGAAGGCGUCGUCGUGCGGUACCGUGGCGGGGAACCUGGGUGCGCCGGGUGCGUGCGGAUCACUGUGGGGAGCGAUGAGGAGAUCAAGGUGGUAUUGCAGAAGCUAGGCGAGUUGCUGAAGUCAUUGUAGAUUUCGUGAAUUAUGUAGACAUGUACAACUAUAUAUAGGUCAGCCUUUGGUUUGCACACGUUGACCUAUGAGAGUACAAGCUGUCAAAGCGCC